Molecule: messenger RNA, 1071 nt
Organism: Dromiciops gliroides (monito del monte)
Lineage: Eukaryota; Metazoa; Chordata; Mammalia; Microbiotheria; Microbiotheriidae
Gene: GHRL
Product: ghrelin and obestatin prepropeptide
Exons: 4
Coding region: 434-934 (166 amino acids)
Biological process (GO): gastric acid secretion; negative regulation of inflammatory response; regulation of response to food
Cellular component (GO): extracellular region
Molecular function (GO): ghrelin receptor binding; growth hormone-releasing hormone activity
Source: RefSeq, a predicted model, not a curated record
AAGAUGAAGUCAUGAGAUAGAGAAAUUACUGUGUAAGAAAGCGGGGAAAACCAAAACACAUCUCUUCUAGUUUCAUUAUUAGUCAUGUCAUGGUCCAGUGGAAGGAGCACUUGCUCUGGCCUGGGGCCCUGGUGGGAUCCCACCUCUGAGGUGGCCAAUGAACAGCCUUGUCAGGAAUAUUUUGGUUGCAUGAUUCAGGGGAUUUCCUGGGUCUCAGGUUCUUCAUUUGCAAAAUGAAGGGUCAGGGAGAGAAAAUGAGGAGAGGGGAAAACACCAGACUUGAUCACCUCUGAGGUCCCUUUUAGCUCUAAAUCUAUCAUUCGUUGUGAAUCAGUCUGGGUCAUAGGCUACACAGUAGAGCUCAAGGAAAUCGGGCAGAAAUAAAAGGAACCAGCCCGAAAGCCUGACAGGGAGGAAGGGGGGCGAGGCGCAGAUGAGAGGGGCUGAGAGUACCAGGUGCCUGGGGCCAAGGCCACUGCCCAGUGAGCAGAGUUAUGCAGGGGAACACAGACAGUCCCUUGGCCAGGGUGGGAAGGAGGUGUUGUCUUGCCUCCUUUCUCUCUUCAGGUACCAGCUGCUUCCCGUCCCAUCAGAGAAGAUGUUUCCCAAGGCAGCCAUCUGCAGCCUCCUCCUCCUCAGUGUGCUCUGGAUUGAUGUGGCCUUGGCGGGCUCCAGUUUCCUAAGCCCUGAGCACGCAAAGACCCAGCGGAAGGAAUCCAAAAAGCCACCUGUCAAACUUGUACCCCGUGACAUGGAAGAUGCCUCCAGUCAGCCUGAAGAAAUAGAGAAAGGUCUGGAAAUCCAGUUCAAUGCUCCCUUUGACAUUGGGAUCAAAGUGGCAGAAGCUCAGUAUCAGCAGUAUGGUCAAGCCCUGGAGAAGGUCCUAAAGGAGAUCCUUUCGGAAGAGAACCAAGGACAUACAGUUGAAAACUGACGCAACUGGAGAGAUGAGCCCACACAUUUUUCUAACCAACAUUCAUCAUUCCUAGCCUUGCAUUCAGAUUUGCUUCCCUGACAACUUCCCCUCUCUGUGUUUCAACUAUAUGCCGGGGAGAGAAAUAAAAUUCCCAU